This is a messenger RNA of Microcebus murinus (gray mouse lemur), 7417 nucleotides long. RefSeq names its product coiled-coil serine rich protein 2 (gene CCSER2). Gene Ontology annotation, biological process: microtubule bundle formation. Gene Ontology annotation, molecular function: microtubule binding. The record is from RefSeq and is a predicted model, not a curated record. NCBI's taxonomy places the organism in Eukaryota, Metazoa, Chordata, Mammalia, Primates, Cheirogaleidae. Gene Ontology annotation, cellular component: microtubule cytoskeleton.
GCGCGCCGUGCCCUCGGCCCUGGAGGGCGGAGUCCUGGCGGGCGCAGGCCGAGGGAGGGGGCGCGGCGGCUUUGGAGUCCGGCGCUCCCUCAGGCCGCGGACGCGAUGCUGGCUGCAGUGGGCCGGGCGGCGGGGCCGGCGGGGAUGUGACGGGCGGCCCCUCGCCUCGCCUUCCGUCCUCGGGCCCGAAGGUCUCUGGGAGACCCGCAACCGGGCCGCGGCUGAGGAGGCGACGCGACCUCCGCACGGUGAGAGCCGAGAUUCUGUCAAAUUUUAAGAACAAAUGUACCUUAUAGCUCAUGGAAGAAAAAACACAAAUCAAGACAUUUUUGGGUUCCAAGUUGCCAAAGUAUGGAACAAAAUCUGUAAGAAGUACAUUGCAGCCAAUGCCAAAUGGGACACCUGUUAAUUUAUUAGGAACUUCUAAGAAUAGUAAUGUCAAAAGUUACAUCAAAAAUAAUGGCUCUGAUUGUCCAUCAUCCCAUUCAUUUAAUUGGAGAAAAGCAAAUAAAUACCAACUUAAUGCACAAGGUGCUGAAGAGCCCUGCAGUACUCAGAAUUCACAUGAUAAAUUAAUUGAUCCUGAAAAACAUGCUCCUACUCAAGGAAUGUUUGAUAAAAAUGGCAUAAAGGGAGGUUUGAAAAGUGUUUCUUUACUCACAUCAAAGUUAGCAAAGCCAUCCACUAUGUUUGUAUCAUCAACAGAGGAGUUAAACCAAAAGUCUUUUUCUGGACCAUCUAAUUUGGGUAAAUUCACCAAAGGCUCAUUAUUAGGAAGGACUUCAUAUUCUUCAGUCAGUGCUCCAAAAUCACAGUUGAAUGGAUUUUAUGGAAACCGAUCGGCUGGUAGCAUACAAAGGCCAAGAGCAAACUCCUGUGCCACCAGAAGCAGUUCUGGAGAAAGCUUAGCACAGUCCCCAGAUAAUAUUAAAUCUAUUACUUGUGAAAAAAUGGUAAGGUCACAAAGUUUUUCACAUUCCAUUCAGAAUUCAUUCCUUCCACCUUCAUCUAUAACCAGAUCACAUUCCUUCAAUAGAGCUGUAGAGCUUACAAAGCCUUAUCAGAACCAACAGCUAUCCAUUAGAGUGCCUCUACGGUCAAGUAUGCUAACAAGAAAUUCCCGGCAGUCAGAAGUACUCAAUGGGAAUGAACAUUUGGGGUAUGGAUUUAACAGGCCUUAUGCUGCUGGUGGAAAGAAAUUGGCUUUACCAAACGGCCCAGCUGUAACUUCCACUUUAGGUUAUAGGAUGGUUCAUUCUUCUCUACUGAAAUCUAGCCGACCUCCAUUUUCUGGGACUAUCACAGUGGAUGGAAAUAAAAACUCACCUGCUGAUGCAUGUAUAGAGGAAGAUGCUACAGUUUUGGCUAACGAGAGAGCUACUAGUAAGGACCAAAAACUAACUGAAAAUGAAAGUUAUAGAACAGAAAAUGACCAGACCGCAAAACAUGAUGUUAAAAUUAGAUACUUGAGUGAUGAUGUGGAUGACAUUUCUUUGUCGUCUUUGUCAUCUUCUGAUAAGAAUGAUUUAAGUGAAGACUUUAGUGAUGAUUUUAUAGAUAUAGAAGACUCCAACAGAACAAGAAUAACUCCAGAGGAAAUUUCACUCAAAGAAGAAAAACAUGAAAAUGUACCACCACAGGAUACAUUUGAUUCCUCCAAGGAAAAUGAAAAAUCCUUCAGUAAAACUGAUGAAUGGAUAGAUAUAAGUGUCUCUGACAGGAGUGAAUGUACAAAACAUACUUCUGGGAAUAACUUGAUUUCACCAGAUACAGAUUACAGAGCUGGUUCUUCAUUUGAACUCUCUCCAUCUGAUAGCUCUGAUGGAACAUACAUGUGGGAUGAAGAGGGCUUGGAACCCAUUGGAAAUGUCCAUCCGGUUGGGAGCUAUGAGUCUUCCGAAAUGAACAGCAUAGAUAUUCUGAAUAAUCUUGAAUCAUGUGACCUUGAGGAUGAUGACCUUAUGCUUGAUGUGGAUCUGCCUGAGGAUGCACCUCUUGAAAAUGUGGAGUGUGACAAUAUGAACCGCUUUGACCGACCAGAUAGAAAUGUUCGUCAGUCUCAGGAAGGAUUUUGGAAAAGGCCACCCCAGAGGUGGAGUGGACAGGAACAUUACCACCUCAGCCAUCCUGACCACUAUCAUCACCGUGGAAAAAGUGACUUGAGCAGAGGCUCUCCCUAUAGAGAAUCUCCUUUGGGUCAUUUUGAAAGCUAUGGAGGAACCCCCUUUUUCCAGGCUCAGAAGAUGUUUGUAGAUGUACCGGAGAAUACAGUGAUACUGGAUGAGAUGACCCUGCGGCACAUGGUCCAAGACUGCACUGCUGUAAAAACUCAGUUACUCAAACUGAAACGUCUCCUGCAUCAGCACGACGGAAGUGGUUCAUUGCACGAUAUUCAACUGUCAUUGCCAUCUAGUCCAGAACCAGAAGAUGGUGACCAAAUAUAUAAGAAUGAAGAUUUGUUAAAUGAGAUAAAACAACUUAAAGAAGAAAUAAAGAAGAAAGAUGAAAAGAUCCAACUAUUAGAACAUCAGCUUGCAACUCAGUAUAACAGCCACCAAAAAUCUAAAGAGGAAAAACGCACAUAUGCUGAUAAAUAUACCCAAACACCCUGGAGAAGAAUUCCUCCUCAAGUACUACAGCCUUCCAGCAGCCUUCCCAGACCCACAGACUAUGCCCAGGGAAAACUAAUAAAGCCGCAACCUAUCGAGGCCCGCAGUGAAUGCGCGACCCAGGGCAUGCAUCAGGGUGUUGCACAUCUGGAUGAAAGCUUUACACACAGCCUGCAAGAAGAAAGCAACAAUGGUUUGGAAGACCGGCCUUUUUCAUCAAGCCCACAAUUCAUGAUGGAUGUGGCUAAGAGUGCACCUUCUGAAGGAAACUUGAACAUGACUGUGGAUGCUCAAGAGCCUCAUCAUUUGGCAAAUAAUCAAAUUAGUGACAUGCAGUUUAUAUCUACUUCUCUUCAGACACCUCCCCAAUCAACUACAGUAGACCAGGUUAAGAAAGUUGGAAGAAAUCAGUCUCUGCCAGUGGGCUGUACGUCUCAGCCCAAGUCCAUACAGCCUUUAAAGCCAUCCAUCUUGAAUUCUUUGGUACCUCCUCCAGUUUCUGAAUCAUCUCCAAAUAGGACUCUCACUUGUAAGAAGUCACCGAUAAUCACAACAUGUAAUUCAGCUAAACUUCAGCCAACAUCUAGUCAGACAAAUCUUAUAAAUAAUCCAAAUCUGAAAGCAUCUAAGCUCCGCCCACCUUCAGGCUCUUUCAAACAAAAACAAAUAAGCAACCCCCAACUAGACCCUCAAAGCUUCCAGGUCAAGACAAGCAUCCCAAGGCCACUAACACAAAGAAAAGAAAUCAUGCAGAGUUCAAAUGGCAAUUUGCCUUCUGGGGACUGUUUGGCUUCUAAUCGAUAUUCUCGUCUUCCUAAACCAAAGAUACAUUAAGUACGUAGCCAUCACCUGCCAAUUUGGUUUUUUUAAAAACUGUUCUGAAAUAGCUUUAUGUGCAGUUUGCUACCAUGGUGGAGGUUCCAUUAAAAGCCUGCAAAUGUUAAAAUGUGGAAGCUUCUACUAGUUUGGCUCUUCCAUUUUAUAUCCUGGUUGAAGUACAUGCCAUUUGAGCAAAUUUGUCUCAGGUAAACACACAAAAGUUUGCUUACCCAUUUCAGAGGCCUGCCAAAGGCUCUAAUCAUGUUAUCCAUCAAUCUGCACAUCAGAAAAUGCAUAAUAGUCUAAUUAGCAGGCAAGAAGUGUGCUUUGCUGGUUUAGUACUGUCAAGGUCUGUAUUUAUUGUGGUUGUCAGAACCUCACCCCUUUUCACUUGUCCCUUCUGUGAAUAUGGCUACUAUUUUAAAGAUGUGGUGAUAAUGGAAGAUGGUAGUUUAUAAGCAGAGUUCUGGCCAGUGUUUUGUGUAUUUAAAAGGUCUAUGCAAAAGCUUUGUGAUGAAUAAAGGAGAUUAGGUUUUUAAUGGAAAAUCUAUGUAAGUUUUAUUUUUUCUUGCUAGGAUCAGCAAGCUAGUAUUACUAUUUAUUCAUUUCCCAGACAAAUUCCCCAAGCUAAAAAUGUUUCUUAUUAUAUAUAAACCAAUUAUAUAUUGCUUUAACAUCUUGUUUUACACACACACACACAAACCCACUGCAUUUGUGUUUGUAUUUGUUACUUGGGUAAAUUUUGGAGAGCUUGAGGUACAUCUUGAAACUUGUACCUAAAGAUGUAUCUAUUUGUAACAUACAUUGGUGCUAGAGUUUGCUGGUAAUUCAGUUUUGUACCCUAUAGGCAUAUGGAUCCAUUAUAGCCAUUUUAAGGUUCCACAGCAUUUAUUUUAUAUUGUCGUUAAUUAUAAUAUUUAUGUUUAUUGACUUUCUGCUAAUAUCAGAAACUGGAAUAAUGUACUUGAAACAUUUGCACAAAAUUUUGAUAGGAUAUAAAUAUCCUAUAUGUAGGGAUUUAAAACUAUUUUCUAGAGCAAAACAAAUUAAAAUAUUUUGAGAGAAAUUAUGAAUUUAGGUAAGACUAUCUUGAGAAAGCUGGAAUUCGUAAUAAUUGUAUUUUUUAAUUCUGUGUGUCCUAGGUUUCCCUUUUCUGUUGGUAUUUGUUUGACAGUUUCUUGAAAGUAGAUAUUGGAAGGAAAAGAGAAUUAAAGAUGGGAAAUUAUGUUUUAUUAAAAGGUACUGAAAAGUAUUUCAAAGGCAAUAUGCUUAUUUAUUUUAAUGUGCUGUAGAGGUAGCUGUGGAACCUCCAAGCAACCAUGUGCACGACCUUAUCAUGCUUUGGGACCACGUGUCAGACAGUUCAGUAAAUUUGCUUUUCUUUUCUCCCAAAUCAUGUCAUCUUUAGGCUGUUCACCUGUAGCUGCUUUAAUUGAAUGAGUAUCUUUCAGAAAGAUCACGUUACAAGGUCAGUGUUUGUUUUGAGGAGCUGACCAAAAAUAUAUCAAAAGAGAUUAUGGACUUAAAAGUCACUCAAAUUUCUAGGGAUUCAUUUAAAAAAUUUACCUAGGUACAUUUGUCUGCCCGUUUAUAAUAGAAACAACAGCAUAUCCUUUAGUGGAAAUUUCAAAAGAAGUGUUUGCUACCAUUUUGACACAGUCUUCCCUUUCCUGUCAGAUGAAUUUGCCAUUUGGUGGAUACAAACCAUUCUUGGAUUUGGUAACAGAUGAGCAAUGCAAAUCUGGUCUCCUACUCUCAGGAGCCAGCACUUCUGCUGGGGAAGCAGUGAAAUUCAGAAAGUUCUUCACGUAGUUCAGAUAUACUUCCAACUAUAUUGUUAGUACGCACUUCGUUGUUAAUGGAGAUGAGCCAUGAUGGCUGCAGCUACAAGUGGGCACGUGUGGUCUUUCAUUUUGAAGGAGAAAAAACCCUGAUCUCAUAUGUUGCAAAUAGGAUGUUAUCAUACUAUAUUUCCCUAAAGUAAAACAUACUUAUUAAUGACUUAGGAGAUUUUUGGUUUAUUUAGAAGUUUGUAUAGACACUUAUGAAACAUUAUUUACACAUUGGCCUUAUUCUUAAGGGAAAAUUUUUUAAUUUUUAAUUUAUUUUUAUCUCCCUGGUCUGAGGGAAAUGUCUCUAUUGUCUAGUACAUAAAAAUGUUGACUCCAGUAAUUUUUUUUUUUUUUAUUUUUCCUGCUCUAUUUGUUUCUCCCUAAUGAAUUGGCAGAAAUGUUAACCUGUUAAGUCAACUUCUCUGUACCUUUGUUGAGUAUUAAUCUUGGCAGAAGAUAGGCUCAUCAAUAUAAUUAUGAAGCAUAAUAUAUUUAAGAGAAAAAAAUCUAGGAUACUUACAUAAACAUAAAAUAUUUGCCUACAGUUUUCUUUAAAAACUGUAAGAAUAUCAUGCUUAUCUGCUCCUUAGUAAAUGUUAAGUCAGAAAUGGACAUGAGGAUGUAGCUCUGUUGAAAUAAUCAUAGAUCAGCUUUUCAGAUUUGGCCUGAUCUCUGUUUAUUGCUUCUGUAAAUCAACUCUGUGCCAAGUCCUCCUCCACAGGAACUCAGACCUCUUAUUCUCUUAGUUCUUGUGACAUUAGUGAAGAUAGUUGCAGUAUGUAAGUCCUGAAGAAGUUUUAUGGAAUGGUUAAGUUUCACAUUUGUGAAAGAGGAAGUUAAGUAUGCAGAAUUAGAUAUUUGGCUGUUAAUGGGAUGCGUAUCAAAUUUUUAAAAGAAAGCUUAGCCUAAGGAGUUUAUCCAUACAGGUGCAGAUGAUUUAAAGGCAUUAAUGGAUUAUGUCAUUUAGGAUGUUUCUAAUAACUUAAACCAUCUAGCAUUUUUCUUUUGGAGUCUCAUUUUGAUUUGUGCAAUAUUAUCAGGCAUAUAGGCUACUGUCCAUUGUAUUUAUAUAGAUAAUAGGGAACUUACUAAGCAUUUUAACAAGUAAAAAUCUGAAUAUGAAAGAAAAUAUCAGAUUUGCACUUUAAAUGAGCUUAAUUGCUUGGAGUUGUGCCUGAAAUAUCAAAAUGCCACCUAUUAGGUGUGGCUUUGUUGAAAGAAUUUCUCUGUAAUUGUUGCUGUUGGAAGAUAUCAGUACAGCCUUUCACAGAAUUAUAUUCCCAGCAUGUCACUUUCCCCAUUAAAGCACUAAGGUUUCUUUGACUGUUCCAUUAUCCCAUUAAAUAUUUUACUCGUCUUUCUCAAUGCAUCAAAGAGAACGUGAUCCCCCUAUCUAUAGCUGUCAUUUCCAAAUGUUCCUGUAGCGUAGAUAGUGUUACAGACACCGAGGUGCACGCUUGAGUUUCAGAGCAGAGUUAUCAUACUGGCUUCCUGGUCUCUAGGGCACUGGAGAUGUCCAUUAGAAUCACCCAACAGGCUUGCAAUGAAGAUCAAUAAGACUGCAGCACCAUUUCAGUUUACUCUCCAUCUUACACAGUAGUUUUUGUGUUGCUAAAUUAGUUGGGGUGGUUAUGUUUGCAUGUUUAUGCAAUAAUUUGAAAAUUAAUUAUAGUUGUAAUACAAAUACCUGAUGUUUUUCCUUGGGGAUGGCCUUGCUAUUUUUCUUAAUUCUGAUGCUUGAAUUCUAUUUUCUAAUGAUCUUUUCCACAUCUCUCUUUAAGUUUUCUGCUGCAGCAAUUUGAAAGAAUACUUUUGGAUAAAUGAUUUAUGAUGGAGGGCGCCAAUCUACAACUAUGUCAUUAAUUGAAGAUAUAUGUUUUAAUCUUAUUGGGGAAAAGCUACCCACUUUCUCCUUGGUAAAGCAUUUCCAUAACAAAAUAAUACUGACCCUAUGAAUUUGAAGUCUGUAAGUCAUUACUAACAAAGAACAAAAAUAAUAUCUGCAGUAUUAUUUUCCCAUUGUUUUUAAAAACCAGUUCAGAGUACAUACUGUAUAUUAGAAUUUGCCUGUAAAAUGAAUUAUAAAAAUCAGAUGUAAAAUCUCUCCUGAAAAUGUUGGCAUAGUAAAUAAAAAUAAAGUUCAUAAUUAUAAAACUU